This is a messenger RNA of Emiliania huxleyi CCMP1516, 3972 nucleotides long. RefSeq lists its product as hypothetical. The transcript has 7 exons. The coding region runs from base 1 to 3972 and encodes 1323 amino acids. The record is from RefSeq and is a predicted model, not a curated record. Lineage: Eukaryota; Haptophyta; Isochrysidales; Noelaerhabdaceae.
AUGUUCGCGGGCUUGCAGAUGGGCUCCGGCGGCGACGGCGAGGAGGGUUCCUCUUCGUUCGGCUUCCUCAACAAGCCGGCUGCGCAGGCGGAGCUCGCUGCGCCCGAUGACGGCGAGGGCGGCUUUGAGGGAUUCGGGGCGCCUGCCGAGGGCGGCAGCUCCUCAUUCGCCUUUCUCAACGCGCCAGAGGCGCCCGCACCACCCGCGCCUCCGCCCGACCCGUUUGCGAGCUGCGGCCUUGGUGCCAUCUCCGCCGCCUCGGCCAUGCCCUCCGCCCCGUCGCUGCCCGCCGCGGCUGCUCCAGUGCCAGCCGCUCUACGCUGCUGUGGUAUCCCGCCGGGCACGGCAGCGGCGGUGCCCUCCGGCCCAGCGGCGGCCGUGCGGGCAAAGAAGAAGACCGCCAAGGCGCGCCGCCCCGGCUGGGCCUCCAAGGAGGGCGAGGACCCCCCCGCAGCUCCGGUGGCCAGUGGAGCCUGCGCUGGAGGCUGCACUGUCGGCUCUUUGGCAGACGCGUCCUGCGGCGGGGGAGGCGGCGGCGGGGCGGAGGGUGCGGCGCUCGCCCACGUGUCGCCUUCGACGCACGCCUCUUCCCUGGGCGGGCUGGGCGCGCGAGGAGCAGGGCCGGGUGCCGCCGGCGCAGGCGGCCGGUACGGCCCACCGACGCCGGCCACCACUCCGCCAAAUGGAGCUGCGGGCGAGGGAUUCGGCGGGUUCGGCUCUCCGUCGCCGCCGCCGCCGGAGCGACCGCCACCGGGACCGCUCCGCUUCGACUGGGGCGGCGACCGGGGCGGCGACAGGAGUGGCGACCGUCCGGAGCUUCGCCACUCUGCCGCGAGCUCGCUCGGCUCCGGCUCGACUGACUCUGCGUGCCUACCGUACGGGGGAUUGUCGGCGGCCGGAGGGGGGGGAGGGAGCAACGGCGGUGCGGGAGGCGGCGGAGGGGGCGUGCUCGGUGGGCUCGUCAUCCGCUGCCAACCUGCGGGAGGCACGCCCGUGCCGGGCAGCGGCCGCGCCUCGCCGCACUCCGCCUCGAGCGGCGCCUCCACCUCCGGAGGCUUCAGCGGCGGGCGGGGCGGCGCGCCGCCGCCGCCGUCGCGCGCGCUCUCCGGCCCUCUUCCGCCGGACCUCUUCUCGGGGGAAGCCUUCCCCGCCGCCGAGGCGGCGGGAGGGACGGCGCCGCCGCUGCGGCAGUCGCCGCCGAUCCGGCGGGACGCCAAGGGCGCGCACCGCUGUCCGCGAGCCGAGCCCGCCGCCGGAGGGAGCCGCCACAUCGCCGGCGCGGGCGGCGAGGGCAGCGGCGCCGGCGUCUACUCUGCGGGCGGGCAGAUCGGCGCCGCGCUCACCUCCCUCUUUGGCGGGGGAGGAGGGCUCGGCUCCUCCCUCCUGAGCGGGCUCACGAUCCGCGCGCCCCACGCCGCCGGACCCGACGGGGGGCCGCACGCCGCAGCGGAGGCGCCGCCGACGCCGACGUCGGGAGCGCCGCCACGGCCGACGGCGCGGCAGCAGCGGCCCCCUCUGCCGCCUGCGACGCCGAGCGGCAAGAGCGACGCCGCGACGCCGCUGGCGGGCGAUUCCGCGCCCGCGCCGCCGCUCUCGGACAGCGGCGACGCCGCGUGCGCGCAAGCAGAGGCGGGCGCCGCCGCCGCCACGGCGGCCGCAGUGAGCGCGAGCGGCGGCGGCGGUUUGCUGCUCGAGCCGGAGACGGUGGAGGAGGCGCGCGCGCGGAAGGCUGCUGCCACGGCGGAGGCGAGGCGAUCCGAGGCGGCCGGCGCGUUGGCCGUGCGGCGCGGCGCCGCUGCGGAGGCGGAGGGCGCGGCGCGUGCGUUGUGCGAUGCGGAGCGCGACCAGCAGGCCCGCUCGGCAGAAGAGGACUACGAGGCCGCCGAGGCGCUGCAGCCCGCCGCGGCGCGGUCGCGGCUCGCCGCCGCCGAGGCCGCGGUCAACGCUGCGGAUAGCAGGCUCCAGACGUGCAGCGAGGCGCUCGCCGCCGCGAGCGAGACAGCCGCGGGCGCGGCGAAGGCCGCGGUGGCCAAGGCUCGCGCGCAGCGCGACGCUCAAGUCUCGGAGCAGCGCGCCGAGGAGGCGGCGGCGGCGGCGCGCUGCGCGGCAGAGGCGGAGCGGCAGGCCGUGGAGCGGCAGAGGCUGCGGAGCGAGGCGCGCCGGCUGCGCGUCGACGAGCGGGAGGCCCGCGCGGGGUCGGAGGCGCUCGAGGCGCAGACAGCGGAGGCGGCCGUCGACCACGCCGCUCAGGUUGCAGAGGCGGCGGCCGCCGACGUCGCCGCGCGGGACGAGUCGCUCGGGCGGCGGGGGGCGCACGAGGAGCGGGCGGCGGAGCUGCGCGCGCUGCUCGAGGCGGAGGAGGCGGCGGUGCGGGCGUGCGACGCCGAGGUUGCCGCCGCCGAGGAGCGGAUCGAGGCGGUGCGCGGCGGCUUCUCCAAGCCCACGGCGCAGCUGCCUAGAUACCUCGAUGUGAUGACGCACCCCUGCCGGUCUGACUCGGAUGGCGGCGUGCAGCUUGGAGGCGCUGCGCGGCUCGAGCUCCGCCGCGAGACAAUCUCGCACGCAGCGUCGCGGGUCGCCACCGAGAAGGAGCAGCUGCGAGAGCGGGCGGCGCAGGCGCAGGCGCAAGAGCUGGCCGAGCAGAAGGCGCUCGCGGUGGCAUCGCGCGCCUUCCGUGAGGCGGGCCGGCUCACUGCAGAGAUCAAGGAGCUGGCCGCCAGGGCGGACGCCCUCGAGGCGAAGCGGGAGACGGCGGCGGCCGAGCUGACGGCCACCAAGCUCGGGUUGCGGGUCCUCGACGCGGCGCGCAUCGAGGCUGCGGCGGACGCCGCGGACUGCCGGCGCAGCCUCGACCGCGCUCUCUGCGACACGCUGCGCAGGCACUUGAGGGGCGCGCGCGCGCAGCUCGCGGCCUUCUCUGGCACCGCUGCAGCGAGCGAGAGUAGCGGCGGCGAGGGCGGCGGCGACGACAGUGGCGAACGCGGCUGCACGGAGGGCGCGCCGGCGCUGUUGGUGGCGCACCAUGCCGCGGUGGUUGCCGAGUGGGCCGUGGUGCGGCGGCGGCUCGGUCUCGAGGGAGGCGAGGCGGAGGCGGUGGCGGAGGCCCAGGCCGAGGCGGAGGAGGAGGCGGAGGAGGAGGCGGAGAUGGCGGCGCGGGCAGGGGAGGACGCCGAGGAUGCGGUGAGGGACGGCGCGGUGUGGGCGGCGGCGCUGCGGGAGAGCGAGGCGGAGGCGGAGGAGAAGGAGAGCGAGGAGGAUGCCAGCGAGGAGGAGGAGGCGGGCGGGGGCGAGAACGGGGUGGAGGUGCAGCCGCAGCCGGAGGCGGUGGAGGAGGCGGUGGAGGCUGCCGAGGCCGCGGAAGACGACGGCGCGGGGGGUGGGGGCGAGGAGGAGGCGGGCGGAGGAAGCCUAAAGUCGGAUUGCGGCGACUCAGCAGUUUCGCACAGGGCUGACCAGGGCACGUGCGAUGGGUGCGCCGAGCCCGCCGUGCGUUGUCGGCUGCGCGUCGCCGAGGGGAGGGUCGUCUGCGUCGUCGGAGAGCAGGCCGCCGCUCCCGCCGCCGACGCCGCGGAGGAGGAGGACGUGGAGCGGGCGGCAGAGGAGGCGGAGGCAGAGGGCGGGGAGGAGAGCGGCUCUUUGCUCGAAGGGAGAGCAGCGAGCGUGGCGGGCGCGGGCGCGGGCGGCGCGGCCCGGCUCGAGGCGCUGCAGGCCGAGGUUGUGCGUCUCGACGCGCGGAUCGACGAGGCGGUCAGCGUGGAGGAUUUCGAGCUCGCCGACAUCCUCGAGGCGCGCCGGCGGGCGGCCGCCGCCGCGAUGCAGAGCUGGGAGGAGGCGGAGGAGCUGCGGCUAGCGGCCGACCAGGCGACCGCUUCCGAGGAGUGGGAGGCGGCCGAGGAGCUCGAGCAAAAACGCCGGCGGCUACUGGAGCGCGUGGACGCCUUCUUCGUGGAGGAUGCGCCCUGCGUCGAGUGA